Messenger RNA from Notechis scutatus (mainland tiger snake), 3755 nucleotides. The record is from RefSeq and is a predicted model, not a curated record. Lineage: Eukaryota; Metazoa; Chordata; Lepidosauria; Squamata; Elapidae.
GCUUCUGGAGUCCGGUUCCUGGGGGCCCCUCGACUACAAUUAAAAUGUUUGACGGCCCCUUCCUGUUCUUUACCUCGUCCCCGCUCUUCGCUCUGCUGCUCUUCGUCCUUGGCCAAGCGAGUCCCGAGACAGCUGUUGCAGAGCUGGCCGUGGUGAUUCCAGAGCAGGUUCCUCUUGGCAGGGUCCAUUUUCUGCAACCCCCCAAAAGUGGGCCUAACAAGGCUCAGAAGCGACGUUCCGUUUCCCUACCUGAAGAUGCUGCCCAGUUGCUUAUUCGCCUGCCUGUCGGUGCUGGGCUUCCUCCUACCUCUGAUGUCUACCUGAUGCUUCACCACGAUGAUCGGUUUUUGGCUCCUGGUUUCUCCGUAGAAGAAAUCAAUGAGAACCGAAGCAUGCGCCAUCAUCAGGCAGUAGAUCAGCUCUGCUUCUACACGGGCCAUGUGCUAAACCGCAGUCAUGACUCGUUGGCUUCGCUCAGCACCUGUGGUGGACUGGUUGGCCAUAUCCAGAUCGGUCUAGAACAGGUGCAGAUACAGCCUGUAAAUAGCUCUGAAUCCUCAUUUCAUGGGAAAGAGCACUACGUCAGGAGGAAGAGGUCCAGCCAGGGCCAUUCUUUGAAGUCAACGAUCCCCGUGGAGCACUGCAGUGUGUUACCAGAAAAAAAGAAGCCUCCAAAAGGUAAGCUUCUCCAUGACUGGAAAGGACGGAGGAAUGCCAUUCAUCUCACCAAUGAGUACACGGUGGAAACGCUUGUGGUGGCAGAUGCUGACAUGGUCCAAUAUCAUGGGAUUGAUGCGGCUCAAAGAUUCAUCCUUACUGUGAUGAACAUGGCCAGGUUGUCCAUAGGUCACCAUGGAGAGAGGUCCCUGGAAAGCUUUUGCCAAUGGCAAAAUGAAGAGUUUGGGGGUGCGAAGUACCUUGGGAACAAUCAGGUUCCCGGAGCACGAGAUGACACUCUUCCAGUAGAUGCUGCUGUCUUUGUUACAAGGACAGAUUUUUGUGUCCAUAAGGAUGAGCCAUGUGACACAGUGGGCAUCGCUUACCUUGGAGGAAUCUGCAGCUUGAAGAGGAAGUGUGUCCUUGCAGAAGACAAUGGACUCAACCUGGCCUUCACCAUUGCUCACGAACUGGGGCACAACAUGGGCAUGAGUCAUGAUGACGAUCACUUGUCCUGCGCUGGGAGAUCUCACAUCAUGUCUGGAGAAUGGGUGAAGGGCAGAAAUCCCAGUGACCUAUCCUGGUCUCCCUGCAGCCGAGAUGACCUUGAAAAGUUUCUAAAGUCUAAAGUCAGCAAUUGUUUGCUGGUAACAGACCCACGUAGCCGCUAUGCUGUCCGCCUGCCUUAUAAACUCCCAGGGAUGCAUUAUAGCGCAGAUGAGCAAUGCCAGAUCCUCUUUGGAACCAACACAACUUUCUGUAAGAAUAUGGAGCAUUUGAUGUGUGCUGGUCUCUGGUGUCUUGUGGAAGGAGAUGCCUCUUGUAAAACCAAACUGGAUCCUCCUCUGGAUGGGACAGAAUGUGGGGCUGACAAGUGGUGCCGAAUGGGGGAGUGUGUCAGUAAAACCCCCAUCCCUGAACACAUUGAUGGUGAUUGGAGCAUCUGGAGUCAAUGGAGCAUGUGCAGCCGGACAUGUGAAACUGGGGCCAGAUUCAGGCAACGCAAAUGUGACAACCCUCCGCCUGGCCCUGGAGGUAAGAAUUGCCAAGGAGCAAGCGUGGAACACACUGUGUGUGAAAACUUGCCAUGUCCCAGAGGAGUGUCCACCUUCCGAGACCAACAGUGUCAAUCUCAAGACCGCUCGACCAACAAGAAGAAAAGUCUAUGGACGGCUGUCAUCGUGGAUGGUAUGUUUCAGCAGAUGAAAACACGGCUACAUUUUUUAUACAGUGAUACCUUGAAAAUCGGCUGUGAUGGGAUCAUUGGAUCCUCUGCCAAAGAAGAUCACUGUGGCAUUUGUAACGGAAAUGGGAAAACCUGCAAAGUGGUGAAAGGUGACUUCAACCAUACGAAAGGGAUGGUCUCCAAUAGUCAAUGUAAGAAGGUUUCCACCUGUGUGAUGGCCAGGACAAAGGCAGUGCCCAAAUGUUUCUCAUGUUAUAUCGAAGCAGCCGUGAUCCCUGCUGGUGCUCGACGCAUCCGUGUGAUGGAGGACAAACCUGGCCACAGUUUUUUGGCUUUGAAAGAUUCCAGUAAGAAAUCCAUUAAUAGUGACUGGAAAAUUGAACUUCCUGGUGAGUUUCAGAUAGCGGGGACAACCAUUCGUUAUGUACGACGAGGUCUGUGGGAGAAGAUGUCUGCCAAAGGACCAACCAAAAUACCACUUCAUCUUUUGCUCGGACUGUUCGUUGUAUUCAUCUGCUUCAUUUUUGCUGCAGACUUCUUUGCGGCUUCAGCGGCCGUUGCUUCAGCAAUGGCUUCGUUUGUGGUGAUGUUGGGUGAAAGGAAAACCAUUGUGUCGUGCACCCAGAUUGUUAACAAAACUAUGAUGUUGGUGAACAACAGCGCUUGCCAGCGGGCAACUCGUCCUGAGCCACAAGUCAGAAGGUGUAAUGCCCAUCCUUGCCAGUCCAGGUGGGUCACAGGACAGUGGAGUCCUUGCUCUUCAACUUGUGCCAAAGGCCUCCAGCAUCGGGAAGUAACAUGUGUCUAUCAACUGCAGAAUGGGAGCUAUGUCAACACAAGAGAUCUCUACUGCCUUGGUCCCAAGCCAGCAACAAUACAGAGCUGCGAAGGCCGAGACUGCCUUUCCAUCUGGGAAGCUUCAGAAUGGUCUAAGUGUUCCUCUGAUUGUGGAAGGGGAAAACAGAAGAGAAAAGUCAUGUGUACCAACUCACAAGGAAAGUGUGACGCAGCCACAAGGCCGAGGGACGAAGAAGAGUGCGAAGAUCAUACAGGGUGCUAUGAAUGGAAAACCGGAGAAUGGUCCAAGUGUUCUUCAACAUGCGGCAAAGGCCUUCAGUCCCGUGUGGUCCAGUGCAUGCACAAAGUCACAGGUCGCCAUGGCAACGAGUGCCCCACCUUCUCCAAACUUGCAGCCUAUCGCCAGUGUCACCAACAGGCUUGCAACGAGAAAAUCAACGUCAACACAAUUACUUCCCCAAGACUCGCUGCUCUGACCUAUAAGUGCACGGGAGACCAGUGGGCCAUUUAUUGUCGAGUGAUCCGGGAGAAGAACCUCUGCCAGGACAUGAGAUGGUACCAGCGCUGCUGUCAAACCUGCAGAGACUUCUAUGCAAGCAAGAUGCAGCAGAAGAGUUCAUGAAAUCUGCCAAGGCUCCUUUAAGGGAAUUUAUAGCUCACUUGUACUUCUUCCUACGCUAUAUCGUUAACUUAUGGAACUCGUGGCCACAAGACGUGGCAAUGCCUAUUUCAGCUUAGAUUAGAUAAAAAUUAUAGGGGAAUUGGGUCUAUUGAUGGUGAAUAGCCAUGACAGCUAAGUAUAGAGCCUCUACAGAGAGAGGUCAAUCUACUUUUGAAAUGCAAAAACAACACAUUGGAAGGCCAUCAUCACCUUUUGCACGGCUGGACAUUAUUGAAAAGAAGAACCUGGACAGAGAUGGACCUUGAUUUGAUUCAGCAAAGUCAAUUGCAUCCAAAAAUUUCAAACGCAAAUAAUCUGUUUCAUUUCCAACACAAGUGACUCACCUCCGAUGAAUUCCAGGGCUUGCCUAGGAAGACUUGAAGCUCCUUUUGCAGACUGGAAUGAAAUGAAAGCAAAGUCACCACAGAAAGAAAGAAAGAAAGAAAGAAAGAA